Messenger RNA from Colletotrichum navitas, 581 nucleotides. RefSeq lists its product as uncharacterized. Bases 97 to 348 code for a protein of 83 amino acids. The transcript is spliced from 3 exons. Gene Ontology annotation, cellular component: mitochondrion. Lineage: Eukaryota; Fungi; Ascomycota; Sordariomycetes; Glomerellales; Glomerellaceae. The record is from RefSeq and is a predicted model, not a curated record. Gene Ontology annotation, biological process: mitochondrial respiratory chain complex II assembly.
AUCAACGACCCGAGCUUUCUCAGAUACGAUUUCUUUGAUGAACUAUCAAAAGACCCCCCCACCUUCCGCUGCAUCCCUGCCGAGUUGACGCUGAAAAUGGCUGUAGCAAGACGCGGACUUUCUGGCCUCCAACGGGAGGUUUUGUCUUUAUACAGACAAUGCCUUCGGGAAAUCCGCAAGAAGCCAGAGAAUGCGCAACCUCACUUUCAAACCUUUGCCAGGACCGAGUUUGACAGGUACAUCACCGUCGACAAGCGCGACUUUUCUGUCGUAGAGCACUUGCUCCGGAAGGGUCGUCGUCAGCUCGAGACGUACUCUUCGCCCAGCAUCAAGGAUGUUAGUCGAUGAGGAAACCGCAACUUGAUUGCUCUGACGUUGGUUCCAUCCUCACGCACUUCUGGGAAACCGCGUCUUCGGAUAGGAAACCGAGCCGGCCAUACAACCCAGGCGCAGGCGAUAGCAGUCGACACUUCCCCUCUGUAUCACCACAUGUCUCUCCUAUGCUACGUUUUGUUACCUACCUAACUAGACCACAUGAUACCAUCACAAAUUCUUCUUUGGAUCCAGCUUUGAUAUUUCCC